ACCACACCGUAGUUCAUCAAUUAAAGAACGACUUAAACUUUGUUAUUUUGAUUUGAAGAUAGCCUUUGGAGACCGUGACAUCUUUAAAUAAAAGUAUGGAAGGAAAAUUGGUUGUGCUAUGCUUUAUUCUUGCAUUUAGUCAGAUAAGCUAUGCAUUGGAAUGCUAUCAAAAGGGGAGUACCAACAAAACAGUUGGUGCUUGCCCUACAGGUACAAAUAGAUGUCUGGGAGCAAAGGUUGACGUUGUUGUAAAACAAGGCGGAAAGGAACAGGCUGUUGCAGAUGAAAGAUUUCAAUGCACUGAUAGUAAAACCUGUGCAUCCUUCUGCGAACAAGCAAAAGAAUAUGUAAAAAAGCAAGCUAAUGUGGAAUUUAAGAGUUGUAAGAGCUACUGUUGUGCAACCGAUAAAUGCAACAAAUCUGCAGAACAGAACCACGCAAGGUUUUUUGUUGCUAAUGUAAAGAUUGUUGGAUUUGUCUGUUUUCUUUCAUCAAUUUUGUUAAAGUACUUUUAAAGAAACUUUUUCUUAAUGUUAGUUUAGUUUUAUGACAUUGACCUAAAUAAAGCUGAAUGUACUUUGAAA
Messenger RNA from Hydractinia symbiolongicarpus, 584 nucleotides. RefSeq lists its product as uncharacterized. The coding region runs from base 96 to 515 and encodes 139 amino acids. The transcript has 3 exons. The record is from RefSeq and is a predicted model, not a curated record. Lineage: Eukaryota; Metazoa; Cnidaria; Hydrozoa; Anthoathecata; Hydractiniidae.